Messenger RNA from Monoraphidium neglectum, 2658 nucleotides. RefSeq lists its product as hypothetical. The record is from RefSeq and is a predicted model, not a curated record. The transcript has 3 exons. The coding region runs from base 1 to 2658 and encodes 885 amino acids. Lineage: Eukaryota; Viridiplantae; Chlorophyta; Chlorophyceae; Sphaeropleales; Selenastraceae.
AUGUUGGGCUACACUCGCAUAUCGAACGCUGUGACUCGCCUCGAGGGCGGGUGCAGCAGCGCCAGCGACGGCGCGGCAGGUGGCGGCGGCGGCGGCAGUGGCGGCGUUGAGCUGCUGGUUGUGGGCGCUGCACCCCUGGCCGGUGGCUGGGCCGACUGUGAUUCUCUUGAGCAGCUGCUACGCGAGAAGCAUCCGUCCUUCCUGGUCGUGGAGGGCGCCCCCGGCGGCGACCCCGGCAGCAGGGCCCCGUCCCCGCCGCAGCAGCCAGGCACGCCCGGGGCGGCGGGCGGCGCGCGCCUGGCGCAGCUGCGGGGACUCGCGGCCGCCGUGGGCGCGCGCGUGGUGCUCGCGCCGUCGCCGGACAGCGCGUCGCUGCUGCAGCAGCUGGUGGCGCAGGGGCGGCUGGAGGCCGGGCAGGUGGAGCGUGCUGCGGCUGCGGCAGCUGCGGGGCUAGACGAGCUCGGGCAGCUGCUGCUGAGUCAGCAGCAAGAACAACAGCAGCAACAGCAGCAGCAGGGGUCGCCAAGCAAAGCCGGGGAGGGCGCCGGCGGCGUGCGCGCAGACGUGGCGGCGGCGGCCGCGGCCGCGGCAACGGCAGCUGCGCCUGGGCGCCCGCGGCCGCAGUCGCCGUCGCUGGUCGCCGGGUUGGCGCAGGCGCUCUUCGGGAUAUCAUUGGAUGAGGAAACCGACAGCGACGGCGGCGGCGGCGGCGGGGGGGCUGCGGGCCUGCAGAGAGACGCCCCAGACCUUGCCCUCCGCCCCAGCGCCGGCGCCCCCGGCGCCGCCGAGGCGUCCGCGCGCCGCCGCGCCGCGUGGCGCCGCGGCCUCGCGGUCGCGUCGCUGCUGCGGUGGCUGGACGAGAACGACGUGCCCUGGCGCUUCGUGGGGGGCGGCGGCGCGAUCAGCCUCGGGGGCGGCAGCGACGACGACGACUCAGACAGCGACGACGACGACUCAGACAGCGACGACGAGCGCGGCGGCGGCCGCGGGCCGCGCGGCGGCGGCGGCGGCGGCGGGCCGGGCGGUGUGCCGUAUGAGGAUGCAUUCAAAUCGCUGCGGGAGGACCUGAAGCGGCUGCUGCCUGGGGACGACGACGACGGCAGCGGCGGCGGCAGCGGCGGCGUCAAAGACAGGGACGGCCGCGGCGGCCCGGGGGCGGGCAGCGGCAGCGGCGGCGGCAGCGGCGGCGACGGCCUGCUGUCUCGGGGCGAGUUUGAUCUGGUGAUUGAGAUCGGGUCGGGACCCGAGAGGAAGCUGAUGCGCAUCAAGGUGGACAGGGACAUGCGGCCGUACAGCGGCGGCGCGCAGGCUGCGGGCGCCGCGGCCGGCGCAGAUGGCAGCGGAGCCAAUAGCAGCGGCGGUGAGAGCCGGGGCGAGCGCGCGCCUCCCCGCGGUGCCGCUCCGCGGCGCGAUUUGGGCAGCGGCCGCCCGGCUCCGGGGCCAGCGGAGGACGCUCCGCCGCCGCUGCUGCCGCGGCCCGCGUUCCCGGGAGCGCUGCCGCCCCUGCCAAAGGCGAAGGGCGGCGCCGCUGCCCCCGUUGGCGGCGAGGGCAGCAGCGGCAGCAGCAGCCGUAGCAAUAGCAGCAGCAGCACCGGCAGGGCUGUCGGCGACGGCAGCGGCGCCGGCGAUAGCAGCGGCAGCAGCAGCAGCACCGGCAGGGCUGCCGACCGCGGCGACGACGCCGCCAGCAGCAGCGACAGCAACGCCAGGGCUGCUGAUGAGGCGCGUGGGACGGACGCCGGCAGAAGUCCAGAGCCCAGCGGCAGCGGCAGCGCCGGCGAGGGCGCCGGUGGCAGCGGCAGCGGCAGCGGCAGCGGCAGCGGCAGGCAGGAGUCGCCCGAGCGCGAGAUGGCGCGGGAAGUCGAGGAGUUGGUCAAACAGCGGUCAGACUUGCUGAAGCAGCGGCUGGCGCUCGCCCGUGCGUUCAGCCAGGCGCCCGCAGAGGGCAGCGGCAAAGGGCGCAGCGACGGCGGCGGCGGCGGAUCGGACGCGGCAAGUUCUGCCGGGGCUGGUGGGAGCGGAGGUGAGCCUGUGGACGCUGCAGCUGCGGCGGCGGCAGCGGCGGCUGCUGCGUCUGCUGCUGCUGCUGCUGCGGCGGCGGCAGCUGCAGGCGGCGCGGGCGGAGGCGAGGAUGAUGACAAGGCAGUGGUGAGGCCGCGGGCGGGUGUUGCAGACGAGACGGAGGCCGAGGGCGAGGGCGAAGAGGAGGAGGCGGAGGAGGGUGAGGAGGGGGCCGAGGUUGUGGUCACUGAGGACGGCAUCGUGAUGAUCGGCGGCGUGGCGGUGGGCGAGCUCGUCAUCCAGGACAGCGAUGACGACGACGACGACGACGACGACGAUCACAGCGAUGACGAUGGCGAUGCGGAAGUGGAGGAGGUGGAGGCCGUCAGCCUGGGCGACAGUGAUGAUGACGAUGACGACGAGGGCAUCCCGGCGGAGGAGGAGGCGCAGAUUGCGCGCAUCGCGCAGCAGCUGCUGCUGGAGCAGCGCCUGGCGGACCUGGGGCGCGCGCAGAGCCUGAGGAUGGGGGAGAUGAGCCUCGAGGAGACGAUGGUGCUCAUGACGGGCCUCAGUCGGCUGUCGCAGGUGCGGGGCGGGCUGGGUAUUGUGGCAACCUUGCCAGCGGAGGGUCGCAGCGGCACGGGUGCCUGCGAGUGA